AUGACUUCUACAGUUAUUAUACCUGUUACUUCAAUACCAUACAUAUCUAGUAAUUUUUUAACUUCUACAGAUAUUAUUUCAAGUACAUUAAAAGAUGAAAAUGUUUCUACAACAUCAUUUCUUUCAACAACCUUACCAUCAACAGAUAUAAUAAAAUUAACUACAUUAUCCAUAUUUCCAGUGACAAAAAGUAAAAUUGCAAAUCCUUUUUUAAUUAAAUUAAACAGAACAACAUCACAAGUACCCCUCACAUCAUCUCCUUUAACAUCAACUUCUAACUCAACAUUAUCAUUAACUACAACAGAAAAAACAAUUGAAAAUAUUAUAGAAAUUCCUAUUUUUUCACUCAAACAAAUAUCUAAUUUAAUUUCAAAUAUUGAAACAAAUAUUACAAAUAUUAUUCAUAAUACUAAUUUAACAAAUAUUCAAGAUAUUAAUUCAUUUUUAGCAACUUUUAAUUCUCAAAUACAAAGUGUUUUUAUUAAUAGUUUAUUCAUUCUUAGAAAUGAUAUAAUUUUAAACAAUACCAUUUUUCAAUGA
Strongyloides ratti is the source of this 540-nucleotide messenger RNA. RefSeq lists its product as hypothetical. The transcript has a single exon. Lineage: Eukaryota; Metazoa; Nematoda; Chromadorea; Rhabditida; Strongyloididae. The coding region runs from base 1 to 540 and encodes 179 amino acids. The record is from RefSeq and is a predicted model, not a curated record.